AAUGGUGAGCGAUAUUUCGAACUCUCGAAUACUACGAAGACGAAGUUCUACAUUCACAGAUCCAACUAAUUUAUUGGCAGUUCAUGAAUUGAGAUCGAGAAUAUUACAAGAUCCGGCAAUAUCAGUAAAGCAUCUAUCAGAUGACGUUCAUAGGAUACGUCACGAAGACUGGUGGUUAGACAGGUUCUUAGGAUCGGUUAAUUACGAUGUAGAUAUUGCAUAUGCAAUUAUGUUAGAGUGCUUGAAAUGGAGAAGAAACUUUGAAGUGGACAGAAUCAGUCUGCUGUCACUCAAGCCAUUACUAGAUAACCAACUGAUGUAUCUUCACGGAAAAGAUUUACAAAACCGGCACAUGUUAUGGAUCAUGAUGAACAAAUAUAAAAAUGGAGAUGACGGCUUCGAAAAGCUGUUUACAUUUUGGAUAGAGCGUCACUACAUGGAAUACAAAGGAUGUCAACCAUUGACCGUUUUCAUUGAUAUGACUGGUACAGGACUCAAGAAUAUGAGCUUUGACGCAAUGAAGUUUAUUAUACAUUCCUCCAAGUAUUAUUAUCCAAACUCAAUUGAAUCGAUUUUGAUUUUUGAAAAUCCAGCGAUCUUGAAUGCUUCAUGGAAAGUAAUCGGAUCUUGGCUAGAGUCUUCAGCUGCGAGUCAAAGACACGACUUACUCACAUUUGUCACCAAGCUCAGUGUCACUCAUUACGUACCAAAAAGUCAUCUGUUGGAGCACCAAGGAGGCACCGAUACUUUCAAAUUCACCAUGGACGAGCUUGCCAAAUGCCUUCCACCACCACCGCCACCAAAACCUUCACCAAAAUUACUUCAACAACGAAUGCACUCUAUCGACGAUUCUACAAAUAACAACGUAACUGAAUUUGACUUCUCGUCGUUUCAGAAAAGAAAUGUCAAGUUCGACGAGGAAUCUACAACAAAACGAGCUCCUUCUUUGUCCAGAAGAUCAAGUCGCGGACCGAAAAGCAGAAAAUCGCAUAUCCCACCAUCACUUCGACCACUUAUUGAGAACCGAGUUAACGCACCAAGUGACGAUUGGUCGUCCAAUGACUUUGUGUCAAUAACUCCGAGAGAUGAAUUACGACUUGAGAAACUCGACGGAGAAAAUGACUUGCUUGAUGUCGUCCUUGUCAAGAAUCAGUCUUCGGACACACCGAUCAUGUUCAAAUUCAAAACAACUUCGCCUGAAAAAUUCCGCGUUCGUCCUAGUUCUGGAAUAGUACAGCCUGGAACUACGGAAAUCAUCAGAGUUUAUCUUCAAUAUGAGUACCGACACUCGUGGAACAAAGAAAAGUUUCUGCUUCUUACAAUGGAAUCGUCAUCAACAGACGUUGAAAGCUUCUCUGAACAGUUCAAAUCAGCAAGCAACAAGGCAGAAUUCAAAUUCAAAUGUAGAUUGUCAGAAAAUUUAAAGCUUGAUCAGCCAGAGGAAAGAAGAUCAAGCUUUCUACUCCAGCAGCAACAAUUAUUGAGCAAACCAGAGGGAUUUUCUCUCGGAGGUUUCAACAUCUACUUGCCUAUAAUAACUCUUAUUCUCUUUCUGUUUUUGAUCUUUCAAUUUUCCUACAUCCUACAAAUGAGAUCAGAUAAUGCAUUACUCAGGGAAACCCUAGUUUCGCUCUCUUCUCAAAUUAAAGAGGCUUCUGUGCCACUUCAGGAAACAAUUGUUGAAGCUGUUAAAAAUGAACUCUAAAUGUUAUGGAAAACGUGAAUAAAUGGUUGAUUAUA
This is a messenger RNA of Caenorhabditis elegans, 1740 nucleotides long. RefSeq names its product Major sperm protein (gene hpo-28). Lineage: Eukaryota; Metazoa; Nematoda; Chromadorea; Rhabditida; Rhabditidae. The record is from RefSeq and is marked reviewed. The coding region runs from base 2 to 1705 and encodes 567 amino acids. The transcript has 10 exons.